AUGCCCGAUCGCCCUUCACCUCCCUUUCAUUGGCCGGGCGGUAUACCACCCGAAGUCAAAGCCGAUCCUAACGGUGACAUCACCCUUGAACAGGCCAACGAAGCGGCUAAAGGCUGUAUUCCGACACUUUAUGAAGCCAAUGUCGAGGCUCCUCGAGACGAAGACGAUCCAGAAUCAUCCGGCGGAAGUGGGACCUGUUUAGGGUAUUAG
This is a messenger RNA of Penicillium taxi, 210 nucleotides long. RefSeq lists its product as uncharacterized. The record is from RefSeq and is a predicted model, not a curated record. The transcript has 2 exons. Lineage: Eukaryota; Fungi; Ascomycota; Eurotiomycetes; Eurotiales; Aspergillaceae. The coding region runs from base 1 to 210 and encodes 69 amino acids.